GCCGCACUAGACCACUCGUCACGCUCUUUUGUCUCAGCCGCAGAGAUAAAAGCUGCCGCCGCUGCCUUAGGAACCGCGCUGCCUCGUCUCGGCUACCCCUGGUUGGGCAGCCCUGCGAAGCAGCUCCUUUGAGCAGCCCCGGGUCGCUUAGCGGCCGAGGAGGCUCCGGUUCUUUCCCCCUGCAGGGCGGAGGAGACCAGAAGGCGGAAUCCACAGCUGGCGACGCGGGAGCAUUAGCUGUCCACCAGCGGGGCACAGGCCAUCAAAGCCGCAUCUGAACUUGAAUUCUGUACAGCUGAUUGCAGAGCUGGACCCGGAUCUGCCACCCCCUGUGGACAGAGGUUGACCUCCCCCCCAGACGAGCUUUCUCUCGGAGAGCACUGGUUGGAGACUGGAAAUAAAGCCCCUGCUGAGAUAGGAAGACCGAGCCGCCUCCUCUCCUCUCCCACCUGCAGAUUACGCUUUUCUAAAAAGCCUGGGCCCCUUGUAAUAUUCAGAUACCCUCUCGCUGUCAGUCAUGGCUAGCAUCAUUGCACGUGUGGGUAAAAGCCGGCGGCAGAACUCACCCUUGCCGCCUUGGCUCUAUUCCAUGAUGAGGUCCCUGGGGAGGAGUCUCAGUCCAAUAAUGGCCAGCAUGGCAGAGAGAAAUAUGAAGUUGUUUUCGGGGAGGAUGGUGCCAGCCCAGGGGGAAGAAACCUUUGAAAGCUGGCUGACCCAAGUCAAUGAGGUCCUGCCAGAUUGGAAUAUGUCUGAGGAGGAGAAGCUCCAGCGCUUGAUGAAAACCCUUAGGGGCCCUGCCCGGGAGGUCAUGCGUGUGCUUCAGGCGACCAACCCUAACCUAAAUGUGGCAGAUUUCUUGCGAGCCAUGAAAUUGGUGUUUGGGGAGUCUGAAAGCAGUAUGACUGCCCAUGGUAAAUUUUUUAACACCCUGCAGGCACAAGGGGAGAAAACCUACCUUUAUGUGAUCCGUUUAGAGGUGCAGCUCCAGAAUGCUAUUCAGGCAGGCAUCAUAGCUGAGAAAGAUGCAAACCAGAUUCGCUUGCAGCAGUUCCUUUUAGGCGCUGACCUUAGUAGGGACCUCCGCCUCAGACUUAAAGAGCUUCUCAGGAUGUAUGCAAAUGAGCAGGAUCAGCUUCCCACUUUCCUGGAGUUAAUCAGAAUGGUGAGGGAGGAAGACGAUUGGGAUGAUGAUGAUGCUGUUAAUCGUAAGCGGUCCAAAAGGUCUGAGUCAAUGGUGGAGAGGGCAGUCAGCCCCGUGGCAUUUCAGGGCUCCCCGCCAAUAUUAAUGGGCAGUGCUGACUGCAAUGUGAUAGAGAUUGAUGAUACCCUCGACGACGACUCUGAUGAGGAUGUGAUCCUGGUGGAGUCUCAGGACCCUCCACUUCCAUCCUGGGGUGCCCCUUCCCUCAGAAACAGGGCCAGACCUCAGGAUGAAGUGCUGGUCAUUGAUUCCCCCCAAACUUCCAGGGCUCAGUUUCCUUCCACCAGUGGUGGUUCUGGCUUUAAGAAUAAUGGUCCUGGGGAGAUGCAGAUGCGUAGAGCCAGGAAGCGAAAACACAUUCUCCGCUGUUCCUAUUGUGGUGAGGAGGGCCACUCCAAAGAAACCUGUGACAAUGAGAGUGACAGGGCCCAGGUUUUUGAGAAUUUGAUCAUCACCCUGCAGGAGCUGACCCAUACCGAGAUGGAGCGAUCCAGAGGGGCCCUUGGCCGAUACAAUAUCUUCUCUCAGCUUCUGUAAGGGACCAGCCCCCAAGUUUCAGUAAACCCUUACCUAUAUUCAGCAUCCAGCACUGGGAAAACUGGGGUGGGGUGGGGUGGGG
Messenger RNA from Sapajus apella (tufted capuchin), 1820 nucleotides. It is a transcript of the gene ZCCHC12, whose product is annotated as zinc finger CCHC-type containing 12. Gene Ontology annotation, cellular component: nucleus. The coding region runs from base 518 to 1738 and encodes 406 amino acids. The transcript has 4 exons. The record is from RefSeq and is a predicted model, not a curated record. NCBI's taxonomy places the organism in Eukaryota, Metazoa, Chordata, Mammalia, Primates, Cebidae.